Molecule: messenger RNA, 1599 nt
Organism: Rasamsonia emersonii CBS 393.64
Lineage: Eukaryota; Fungi; Ascomycota; Eurotiomycetes; Eurotiales; Trichocomaceae
Product: serine carboxypeptidase
Exons: 3
Coding region: 1-1599 (532 amino acids)
Biological process (GO): proteolysis
Molecular function (GO): serine-type carboxypeptidase activity
Source: RefSeq, a predicted model, not a curated record
AUGUUGUUGAAAUCCUUCGUGACGACGGCGGUGCUUGCCGCCGGCCUGCUGGCCGACAAUGUCGCUGCCUUUGGCCGGUUUGGUCGCAUGGCUCGCGACCCUUACAACCUGGCCAAGCGCGCCCAGCGUGCUCCUCCCAAGCUGCAGCAGCGCGAGCAGUCCAAGCAGAACUUUCGCUUCUUGAAUAACAACACGAAGCCCUACCUCGUCGAGAGCCUUCCCGAUGUGAACUUCGACAUUGGGGAGAUGUACUCCGGUCUCAUCCCCAUUGACCCCAAGAACACCUCGCGCGCGCUGUUCUUCGUCUUCCAGCCGACCAUUGGCGAACCGGUCGACGAGAUCACCAUCUGGCUGAACGGUGGCCCGGGCUGCAGCUCCCUCGAGGGCUUCUUCCAGGAGAACGGCCGGUUCAUCUGGCCGACGGGCGCCUUUGCGCCCGUGGAGAACCCCUACUCUUGGGUGAACCUGACCAACAUGCUCUGGGUUGACCAGCCCGUCGGAACUGGCUUCUCCAUCGGCACUCCCACUGCUGUGCGACAGGAGGAGACGGCCGCGGACUUUGUCAAGUUCUUCAAGAACUUCCAGGAUCUGUUUGGCAUCAAGAAGUUCAAGAUCUACGUCACCGGUGAGAGCUAUGCCGGACGCUACGUUCCUUACAUCUCGGCCGCCUUCUUGGACCAGAACAACACGGAUUACUAUGACCUGAGAGGCGCUCUUGUGUACGAUCCCUGCAUUGGUCAAUUUGACUACGUGCAGGAGGAAGUGCCGGUCGUCCCGUUCGUGCAGCAGAACGCCAAUCUGUUCAACUUCAACCAGAGCUUCAUGGCCGAACUGGAGAGUCUCCACAAGUCGUGUGGCUACGAGGACUACAUUAACAAGUACCUGACCUUCCCGGCCUCUGGAGUGCAGCCGGCCAUCGGGCCUAACAUUCCUAAUGCGUCGUGCGACGUGUUCGACCUCAUUGCCAACGCGGUCUUGGACCCCAACCCGUGCUUCAACAUCUACGAGAUCAACCAGAACUGCCCCAUCCCGUACGACCCUCUCGGCUUCCCCACCGAAAUCUUCCUCACCCCGCCGGGAGCCACCAUCUACUUUGACCGGGACGAUGUCAAGAAGGCGCUGCAUGCGCCCAACAUCACGUGGUCGGAAUGCUCCGAGAACCCGGUGUUCGUGGGCGGGAACGGCGGCCCUGAAGGCGAAGGCGACCUGGCGGCCGAUCCGAUCCAGCAUGUGCUCCCGAAGGUGAUCGAGGCCACGAACCGGGUGCUGGUGGGCAACGGAGACUACGACAUGAUCAUCAUCACCAACGGCACGCUCCUGGCGAUCCAGAACAUGACGUGGAACGGCAAGCUCGGGUUCGAGCAGCAGCCCAGCACGCCGAUCAACAUCGACAUCCCGGAUCUGGUGUACGCACAGGCGUUUGCGGAGAACGGCAUGGCGGGCCUGGACGGUCCGCAGGGCCAGAUGGGCAUCCAGCACUACGAGCGGGGUUUGAUGUGGGUGGAAACCUUCCAGAGCGGACACAUGCAGCCCGAGUUCCAGCCGCGGUCGUCGUACCGUCAUCUGGAGUGGCUGCUGGGACGUAGGGAGCAGAUUUGA